GCCUCGGUUCCCGCGACCCCAACGUCCCAGAGGCGGGGCUGGAGUGGUGGUGAGGCGGUGGCGCUCCCUGGAGCCGGCUCCUGCUUCUACCUUGCAAACAGACCUCAGCUCCGCGGAAGUUGCGGAUACUGAGGAUUUGAAAUUAAAGAAAUCAUUCACCAGACAUCAUGGAGCCUAUAUAUCCUCUUGCACGGCCCCAGAUGAAUACCAGGUUUCCUUCAAGCAGAAUGGUACCUUUCCACUUUCCUCCAUCAAAAUGUGCACUUUGGAACCCAACGCCAACUGGAGAUUUCAUCUACUUACAUCUCAGUUACUACAGAAAUCCAAAGCUUGUAGUGACUAAAAAGACCAUCCGACUUGCUUAUCGUCAUGCUAAGCAGAAUAAAAAAAAUUCAUCAUGCUUUUUACUUGGUUCUCUGACAGUAGACAAAGAUGAAGAAGGUGUGACAUUGACAGUAGAUCGCUUUGAUCCUGGUCGAGAAGUACCUGAAUGUCUAGAAAUAACCCCUACUGCUUCUCUUCCUGGGGACUUUUUGAUUCCAUGCAAAGUUCAUGUUCAAGAACUUUGUUCAAGAGAAAUGAUAGUUCACAGUGUAGAUGACUUCAGUUCAGCUUUAAAGGCUCUACAGUGCCAUAUAUGUAGCAAAGAUUCCUUGGACUGUGCUCUGGCAAGAAACUUGGGCAGUAAUCUGAAUAUUUCUCAAGUUCAAGGGACUUAUAAAUAUGGAUAUCUUACCAUGGAUGAAACACGCAAAUUGUUACUUUUGUUGGAAUCUGAUCCCAAGGUUUAUUCUCUACCAUUAGUGGGAAUUUGGCUGUCUGGAAUUAUACAUCUCUAUAGUCCUCAGGUAUGGGCUUGCUGUUUGCGAUACAUAUUCAAUUCUUCUGUUCGAGAAAGGGUUUUUUCAGAAUCUGGAAAUUUCAUCAUAGUUCUCUAUUCUGUGACACAUAAGGAGCCUGAGUUUUAUGAAUGCUUCCCUUGUGAUGGCAAGAUACCUGACUUUCGGUUUCAGUUGCUAACCAGUAAGGAAACAUUACAUCUUUUCAAAAAUGUUGAACCUCCUGACAAAAAUCCAAUCCGUUGUGAACUGAGUGCUGAAAGCCAAAAUGUAGAAACAGAGUUUUUCAGCAAGGCUUCCAAGAAUUUUUCAAUUAAGAGGUCUUCCCAAAAGUUAUCUCCUGGGAAAAUGCCAAUACAUGAUCACGACUCUGGUGUUGAAGAUGAAGAUUUUUCUCCAAGACCAAUUCCUAGUCCUCAUCCAGUGAGUCAGAAGAUUUCUAAGAUCCAACCAUCAGUUCCUGAACUUUCGCUUGUGUUGGAUGGCAAUUUCGUAGAAUCAAACCCUCUGCCUACUCCAUUGGAAAUGGUGAAUAAUGAAAAUCCUCCUUUGAUUAACCACUCGGAACACUUGAAGCCAUUGCAACCCCAGCUUUAUGAUGAGAAACACAGUCCAGAAGUUGAAGCUGUAGAACCUUCCUUGAGAGGAAUACCAAAUCAGUUAAACCAGGAUAGACCAGCUCUUUUGAGACACUGCAAAGUAAGACAGCCACCUGCCUGUAAGAAAGGGAACCCCCAUAGCAGGAACACUGUUAAACCAUCUUCUCAUAAUGGACCAUCUCCUGAUAUAUUUGAAAAGCUCCAAGCAGUUUCUGCUGGAAAUGUACAAAACGAAGAGUAUCCUAUAAGACCCUCCAAACUUAAUUCUAGGCAGUCUUCUCUUGCCCUGCAGUCUCAACCACCCAAUUUUGUUUUUUCACCCCAUAAUUCAGGAAGACCAAUGGAACUUCAGAUACCUACUCCCCCACCGCCAUCUUACUGUUCCACAAACAUUUGCAGGUGUUGUCAGCAUCAUAGUCGUAUUCAAUAUAGUCCGCUAAAUUCUUGGCAAGGAGCAAACACAGUUGGAUCCAUUCAGGAUGUACAGUCUGGAGCCCUUCAAAAGCAUUCAUUAUUUCACCCAAGUGAAUGUCCAACUCUGAACUGUAAUGCAUUCUGUUCUUCAAGUAGUCCUAUAACCUUGAGACCUCAGGGAGGUAUGGACAGUUGUUCUCCCCACAGCAAUAUAGAACCAUCGCCUGUGGCAAGACUACCUUCACAUAUGGACUCAUGUAACCCACAGCCUUGCACAGUGUGCAUGCACACACCCAAGACUGAAUCAGAUAAUGGAAUGAUGGGACUAUCUCCAGAUGCAUAUCGGUUUCUCACAGAACAAGACAGACAGCUGAGACUACUUCAGGCACAGAUUCAGCGUUUGUUGGAAGCACAGUCUCUGACGCCCUCUUCCCCUAAGACAACCACCGUUGAAGACACAGUGCAAGCUGGAAGACAAAUGGAGUUGGUUUCCAUGGAAGCACAGUCUUCCCCUGGCUUGCACAUGAGAAAAAGUGUAAGCAUUGCUGUGAGCACAGGUGCUAGCUUGUUUUGGAAUGCAGCUGGUGAGGAUCAAGAGCCUGACUCUCAACUGAAGCAAGAUGAUACCAAAAUUUCCAGUGAGGACAUGAAUUUUUCUGUUGAUAUUAAUAAUGAAGUCACAAGUCUUCCAGGUAGUGCAUCUUCAUUAAAAGCAGUUGAUAUUCCCAGUUUUGAAGAGAGCAACAUUGCUGUGGAAGAAGAAUUUAACCAGCCACUUUCUGUGUCCAACAGCUCUUCUCUAGUUGUGAGAAAAGAACCUGAUGUACCUGUGUUUCCAAAUGGCCAGCUGGCAGAAAGUAUAAGCAUGUGUUUACAGACUGGACCAACAGGGGGUGCCAGUAACAAUUCUGAAACAUCAGGGGAACCAAAAAUUGAGCAAGUAAUGCAACCCUUGCCUCAUCAACCAUCAGAUAACCAGAAAAUUUACCAGGAUUUAUUGGGUCAAGUAAACCACCUAUUGAGUAGUUCCUCCAAGGAAACUGAGCAGCCAUCUACCAAAGCGGUAAUUAUCAGUCAUGAAUGCACCAGAACCCAAAAUGUUUACCAUACAAAGAAAAACACACAUUCAAGACUGGUGGACAAAGAUUGUGUUCUUAAUGCAACUCUUAAGCAACUAAGAAGCCUUGGAGUAAAAAUUGAUUCUCCCACUAAAGUGAAGAAAAAUGCACAUAACGUGGAUCACGCCAGUGUGUUGGCAUGUAUCAGCCCAGAAGCAGUGAUCUCUGGAUUAAACUGCAUGUCAUUUGCUAAUGUUGGCAUGAGUGGCGUAAGCCCCAAUGGUGUGGAUUUGAGCAUGGAGGCAAAUGCUAUAGCUCUGAAAUAUUUAAAUGAAAGUCAGCUGUCACAACUGUCUGUCACUCGAUCAAACCAAAAUAAUUGUGACCCAUUCAGCCUUCUCCAUAUUAAUACAGACAGAAGCACAGUAGGGCUUAGUUUAAUUUCACCAAACAACAUGUCAUUUGCAACCAAAAAAUAUAUGAAGAGAUAUGGACUCCUACAAAGCAGUGACAAUAGUGAAGAUGAAGAGGAGCCUCCCGACAAUGCAGAUAGCAAGAGUGAACAUUUAUUGAAUCAGAACCAUACAUCCAUACCUGAACAGCUUGGUGGUCAGAAAGAGCCUUCUAAGAAUGACCAUGAAAUAAUUAAUUGUUCUAACUGUGAAUCUGUGGGCACCAACGCAGAUACGCCAGUAUUAAGAAAUAUUACAAAUGAAGUUUUGCAGACAAAAGCAAAACAGCAGUUGACUGAAAAGCCAGCUUUCUUAUUAAAGAACCUUAAACCAAGUCCUGCAGUGAACCUUCGAACCGGGAAAGCAGAGUUCACUCAACAUCUUGAGAAAGAAAAUGAAAGGGACAUUGCAAUUUUUCCUGAAAGUCUGCAACCUUCUGAAACUCUAAAGCAGAUGAAUAGCAUGAAUUCAGUAGGCACCUUCUUAGAUGUAAAACGUCUCAGACAGUUACCAAAAUUAUUUUAACCUUUUAACUCUCUGCCCUUUUAAUACAGGAACAGGGUGUCUGCUGAAGAUGCUUAGGGAAGCCAGAGAGCCCUGUGGUAGUUUUGGGAUUUCCUGAUCAUUCUGGAGUCAGUCUGUUUCUUAGUAGCAGCCAACUGGGAAGAGUGACUUUUUCUGUGAGAUGGUUGACUGGUGAUAGGACUAAGUUCUCAUUGUUCAAAUAGAGUUGUUCAACAUCACUGAAACCUUUAAGAAAAACAAACCCUGAGAUCAGUUAUUCCUACAAAUUUAAGUAGACAGAUACUAUCCAGCUCUGAGUCUCAACUGCUGUUUUAUACUGUACUUUUUUUACUUUUUUUUUUUUUUGAGAUGGAGUUUUGCUCUUGCAGCCCAGGUUGGAGUGCAGUGCCAUGAUCUUGGCUCACUGCAACCUCUGCCUCCUAGGUUCAAGUGAUUUUCCUGCCUCAGCCUCCCAAGUAGCUGGGAUUAUAGGCAUGUGCCACAACGCCUGGCUAAUUUUGUAUUUUCAGUAGAGACAGAUUUUCUCCAUGUUGGUCAGGCUGGUCUCAAACUCCCGACCUCAGGUGAUCUACCCGCCUCGGCCUCCCAGAGUGCUGGGAUUACAGGCAUGAGCUACUGCGCCCAACUAUACUGUACAUUUUAAGAAGUUCUAGCAUGUUUCAUCUCUGCAUUUAUCCCAUAUCACUAAAAGAACAUAAGUUAUCAUGGUGUUGGAUAAAUUAGCGAAAUCAGCCCUUUCUGAGUUUAAGGGAAAAGUUAUUUUUGAAAAUAAUAAAAAUAACACACUCUUUUAUACAAGAGUGUAUUUCCUCUUAAUUAGGAUGCAUGUUUAGUAAACUCUGGAGAUACAACUUUUUGCAGUGUGGUGGGUUGGUUUUAGUGUAACAUCUUCAACAUGUCACGCUGGCUAUCAAAGAAUAAGAAAAUUAUUGAGUAUGAGUAUGUUUUAUAAACUUUCUGAGUUUUUCAAAUGUCUUAAUAUUUUUUAAUAGAACUUAAUAAAAAUGUCUAGAUUGACUAUU
This is a messenger RNA of Piliocolobus tephrosceles (Ugandan red Colobus), 4909 nucleotides long. It is a transcript of the gene STIL, whose product is annotated as STIL centriolar assembly protein. The coding region runs from base 168 to 3887 and encodes 1239 amino acids. Lineage: Eukaryota; Metazoa; Chordata; Mammalia; Primates; Cercopithecidae. The record is from RefSeq and is a predicted model, not a curated record. The transcript is spliced from 18 exons. Gene Ontology annotation, cellular component: microtubule organizing center. Gene Ontology annotation, biological process: mitotic spindle organization; protein localization to centrosome; smoothened signaling pathway.